AGAGCGAAAGGAGAAAACUAAACCUCAUUUAAUUAGCCAUUUUAUGCACCUGCUCCUUAAAUCCAACUUCAACAUUAAAGAUGUUGAAAGAAAUGCGGCAGGUGCUGCGGCUAAUCAAGCUAAUAGGAAAGCAGAGGGAAAAGGCUGGUUUGAAGACUGUUGGAGGACUUUUAGUGCUUUUAUGGACCCAUAAAGCCUCUUCCUCUUUGUUAAACUGCACUGUCGCCGCUGCUGGUCCCUGGUGUGUCGGAGUUAAACUGCAAACCCUUCACUCUGAUUUAAAAAAGAUCCUGUUACCCAGUGUGUGGCCCUGUCCUGAACCUGAUCCUGAGGAGCUGAGUGAUUUCACUGAUCUCUAUGGAUCCCUCCAAUUCCUGUUGACUUUUCAGAUAAAAGAUCCAGGACCUUUUACGCCCAAAUGGUCAGCUCCUAUUAAGGCGUUUCUCCGUUCUUUCAGUUUGACCAAUGCUGGGAUAGGAAUCCUCCUAAAAUUGAACCACCAUGAAGCUAAAUCACAACACCACUUUAGAGUUUGGCUCAAAAGUAAAGUUACCCUUGCAGUCCAACCACCUCUGAUGUUGGACAUUGUUUGCUCUGCACCAACUCCACGCGGUAAUCAGAAAGGCUCAUGGUGUCAGGGAGGACAUCCUGUCGUGGGAGAAAGGUUCCCUCUCAGCAUCCCACCCAGAGCCAUGGAUCAAGGCCUGUUCGGAGAGCUCAGCGUCCAGCUGGUUACGCUGCUCAGCCCCUGUCUGCUGCAGUACCCCAACUUGCCUACAGAACUAUCUCGCAUGCAAGUGUUGGUUUACAGUCCCAGUAACAUCCCUGUGUCUGCCCCAUUAAGCUUCUUCCAAACCCUUCCUGCUGGUUUGGACUGCCAGCAGCUGGGGCUGGACAGGAUCAUCUGCUCCUCCUUCAAAGGAUCCUAUGAUGAUUUCGUGCACAGCUGUGGUGUUGUGUACACUGUGGAGCAAGAAAACUGGGAUGACCCAGAGCAGGAAGCAGGCCAUGCCCCAGUUCAGCAGAGUCUCCUGGUCUUCCUCUUCUUACAGCAUAUCGACCCCUUCACCUCUGAGCUCAGGGAUAUAGUAGCUGAUGAGUUGUUGAUAGAGCACCAUCUAGAGGAUAUUCUGAGCAACAACAACCAGGCUGUCACAUCAGCCUUGAAGGCUGAACUUUUCAACACACUGGAAGCUUCAAAGCAACGAAAAAAGAGACAAGAGAAGCUGCAGUCUGCAGCUGAAGUGAUCCUCAGCUCCACCAUCAGCAUAGUGAGCUCCAGCAGCAACAUCAACUUUAGGAAUACAUGCUUAAAACUCAUGAAGGUAUGUGACACUCAUGAGUUAUCAGCCUCUCUGAAAGAGUCCCUGUGGAGGGUGACGUCAUGGAAAUUUGUCUCUAAAGUCAAGUGCUAUUCUGCUCAGGUCAAGGAUCAAGCUGAGAGUGAUGCACUCUGCAGAGCUGAAAUCUGAAACAUAAUCCCAGGAAUGCAUUUGGAAUGAAUUAUCCUGCAAUUAUUUUCUGUGUCUAGUACACUGGGGAAAAUAUAAUUUACACAACAGUUGUUCCUGUUAUUUGCUGUUCGACUAUAGAUCUUAAUUGCCCUUAUACU
This is a messenger RNA of Cyprinodon tularosa, 1612 nucleotides long. It is a transcript of the gene top6bl, whose product is annotated as DUF4554 domain-containing protein. Gene Ontology annotation, biological process: meiotic DNA double-strand break formation. Bases 81 to 1472 code for a protein of 463 amino acids. The transcript is spliced from 14 exons. The record is from RefSeq and is a predicted model, not a curated record. NCBI's taxonomy places the organism in Eukaryota, Metazoa, Chordata, Actinopteri, Cyprinodontiformes, Cyprinodontidae.